GUCAGAGUUGGUGGGGUCAAGGGUUAAACUGAGUAAACCCAGUCUUAAUAUCCGCGGAUUACAUUCAUUAUUUAUUUCAGAUGUUCCAAACCAGGAUCCAUCACACUGCUUUGCAUUUAAAAGUGUGCACGCCUACAUGAUCUGAUAAAAUGUUGGACUCCAGUGACUGCACCUUGUCUCUGGACAAUCUGUUUUUUGAGAAACCCACUGUCCUCAAAGUAAAGCCACUGCAUCAGGAGGUCAGUCCUUGGCAGCUGGAAGUGCCUCCAUCUCUUUCUCAGAUUCCAGCCACUCAGGAUAUGCAGAAGGAGGCAGAGACAUUUGCUACCCUAUACAGUUUCUCACAGAAAUCCAAGAAGUUUCUCCCUCCUUUCAAAGUAUCAGCUGGCCUUGACAUCUUAUCAAAAAUCAACACUCCUUACAGUUUUAACAAUGACGAGAAAAAGAUGAGAGAUGGCAGCAACAGUAACAGCAUCAGUAGAUGUAAUGGCCUUUGGGGAGGUGAAGGGUUCAGGGAUUACUCUCAGGGUCCCCGUCACAGUGGCAGAGGUGGAGAUGAAACUCCGCAGGACUCUGGUCAUGCGGCCAUCAGCAGGAGGUGUUUGUCUCUGGACUGCAGCAAAACCCCACCUCUACGGAGAAGCUUGUUCAAGGUUCAGGUGUCGAACGGUGGAGGUGACUCUUCAAACACAGAUGACCUCAGUAGCAGCGGCAGCAGCAGCCAGACAGCAUCCAGACCUCAAACUUUUCUCAGUCAGGUUACCAUGGCGACAGUACCUCCUCCUCUUCAACCGCCACGGACGACAGUUAGCCAAGCAGCUCCUCCUUUCCCCCGAAAGCCCCCCUUUUCACCCCCUCCACUGGGCUCAUCUGCAGCAAGUGGCCGACCCCCGCAGCAGGCGACACAUGCAGAGAUGCCGGACAAGGGCACAAAGAGAGCUUUCGUUCCGCCCAUGAUGCCUCAGCCGCUCUGUAUACAAGGUUCUUCUGGGUCUGAAGUUUUGCGACCUGUUUCUGAAAUCCCAUCUAAGUUCAGAUCCGUCUUCAACGAGUUCCCAUUUUUCAACUACGUUCAGUCCAAAGCACUAGAUGACGUUCUUUACACAGGUAAGAACUUUGUGGCAUGUGCUCCUACUGGAUCGGGUAAAACGGUGCUGUUUGAGCUGGCCAUCAUUCGCCUUCUAAUGGAGACGUCAGAGCCCUGGAGAGACGUCAAAGCUGUCUAUAUGGCCCCUAUCAAAGCUCUGUGCAGUCAGUGCUUUGAGAGCUGGAAGAAGAAGUUUGGUCCUCUGGGACUGAUCUGUAAGGAGCUUACAGGCGACACAGAGAUCGACGACUUCUUUGAGAUUCAGGACUCUCACAUCAUCCUGACCACACCGGAAAAAUGGGACAGCAUGACAAGAAAAUGGAAGGAUAACUGUCUGCUGCAGCUAGUCAGGCUCUUCCUUAUUGAUGAGGUUCAUGUGGUGAAAGAUGCGACCCGUGGUGCCACCUUGGAAGUCGUGGUGAGCAGGAUGAAGGCGGUACACGACUACAGGAGAGCACAGAAUCCAGACGCAGGCCUCUCUAUGAGGUUUGUGGCUGUAUCAGCCACCGUACCCAACAUCUCUGAUAUAGCAGACUGGUUGUCUAAUGAGAGCGGUCCAGCCACAUAUCUGUAUAUGGAUGAGAGCCAUCGCCCGGUGAAGCUGAGAAAGGUGGUGCUGGGAUUCCCGUGCAACCCAAGCCAAACAGAGUUUAAGUUUGACCUGUCACUCAACUACAAGAUGGCCAACAUCAUACAGACUUACUCUGACCAGAAGCCUGCUCUUGUGUUUUGCUCUACCAGGAAAGGAGUCCAGACGUCAGCUGCAGUUCUGGCCAAGGAUGCUCGAUUCAUUAUGAGUAUUGAGCACAAGCAAAGGUUGAUAAAAUAUGCAAACUCUAUUCUGGAUACAAAACUGAGAGAUCUGGUCAUGUUAGGAGUUGGUUACCACCAUGCAGGAGUUGACUUGUCAGAUAGGAAGCUGAUAGAAGAGGCCUUCACUCUGGGAGACUUGCCUGUUCUCUUUACUACCAGGACUCUGGCCAUGGGGGUGAACCUGCCAGCUCAUCUGGUGGUGAUCAAGUCCACUGUGCAGUAUGUUGCAGGCUCCUGUGAAGAGUACAGCGAGGCUGACCUGCUGCAGAUGAUAGGCCGAGCUGGAAGACCACAGUUUGACACAUCAGCGACUGCAGUGAUCAUGACCAAGGUUCAAACCAGAGAGAAGUAUAUGAAACUUAUGAAUGGGAUGGAAAUCAUUGAGAGCAGCUUACACAGUCACCUGGUGGAGCACCUGAAUGCUGAGAUUGUUCUCCAAACCAUCAGUCAUGUCAACAUGGCUCUGGACUGGAUACGCUCCACCUUCCUCUACAUCAGAGCCCUCAAGAACCCCACACACUACGGUUUCUCUGCUGACUUAGACAGAUAUGGAAUCGAAGCCAAAUUGCAAGAACUGUGUCUGAAGAACCUCAACUCUCUCUCCUCCAUUGGUCUGAUCAACAUGGAUGAAGAUAUCAACAUCAAACCAACAGAGGCUGGCAGGUUGAUGGCUAGGUACUUUGUUGCUUUUGAUACCAUGAAACGGUUCUGCGAAGUGGCUGGCACUGAGACGCUGUCUGACCUGAUCGAGCUGGUGUCAAAGAGCAGAGAGUUCAGCGACAUUCAGCUGAGAAUGAAUGAGAAGAGGCCCUUGAACACUUUAAACAGGGACAAGAACAGGAUCACCAUCAGGUUUCCUAUUGAGGGAAAGAUCAAAACCAGUGAGAUGAAAGUCAACUGCUUGAUUCAGGCUCAGCUCGGUUCCAUCUCAAUUCAAGAGUUUGGACUUACACAGGAGACAGCAAAGAUCUUCAGGAACGGGAUGCGCAUCAGCAAAUGUCUGUCAGAGUUUCUGAGUCAUCGAUACAAGACGGGUUUCUCUGCUCUGCUCAACGCCCUGAUCCUAGCUAAGUGCUUCAGAUCAAAGCUUUGGGAGAACUCACCCUAUGUUUCCAAACAGCUGGAGAAGAUAGGCCAAUCUCUCUCAACUGCCAUGGUGAACGCUGGACUCACCACUUUUAGCAAAAUAGAGCAAGCCAAUGCCAGAGAGCUCGAGCUGAUUCUCAACAGACAUCCACCAUUUGGCAACCAAAUCAGAGAAUCUGUCAUACACUUCCCGAAGUAUGAAGUCACAUUGGAGCAGCUUCCAAGGUAUAGCUGUGAUAUUGCGGAGAUUGUGGUGAAGGUGAACGUAAAAAACCAAGCACAGCUGCUGUCCAGGAAAACAGCUCCAGACCACCACUAUGUCUCUCUGAUCAUCGGAGACUCUGACAACAAUGUGGUCUUCCUACAGAAACUCACGGAUUUGGUGCUGUUGAAGAGUGGUAGCUGGUCGAAGAAGAUUGAGGUGGCGAAGGCCUCAGCGGGAGAGGAGAUCAGUGUCAAUCUCAUCAGCUCAGAAUAUGUGGGCUUGGACAUCCAGCAGAAGUUCAAUGUGUACUACUCUGGAGCCAGGAGGUUUGGCACCUGUGAUAAUCCUAAAAACAUACUGUAUGAUGCUGCUGGACAACAAUCGCUCUCUGCACUGAAGCCACAGUCUACAGAUCAGGCUACACCUCAGCGGGGAAAUGCCACAUGUGCUACAGACCAAGAUCUAGGCGACAAGAGACAGUGCAACCACUUCUGCAAGAACAAGGAUCUUUGUGGCCAUGACUGCUGUAAAGUAGGUGUAACUGUGGCACGGAAGAGGUCAGCAAAUCAAGAAUCCAGUUUCUCUUCCUAUUUGAAAGACCUGAGGAACAGGUGUGACACACUGGCGCAGACUCCUGUCAAACGACUCAAGAUGAAAAUGAGUGAGGAGUCUGUGUCUGUCAACAUACAGGAGUUUGCUUACAAACCCAAAGAGAGGCUUCCUGCUGUUUCCUGGUAUGGGAUAAACCACUAUGAAGCUUCAGGGAGACUUCACACUGAGACUAUAGAUCUGACAGGAGAAGACUGUGCUCAUCACACAGAUGUAGUUAAUCUGGACGACUUUGACAGCGAUUAUAACGACUACGUUGGGGACAUGCACAGGAUGAUGGAAACGCCGGUCCAAACCUCUGCUGCAUCUCAUGCUCACUCUCAAAGUUCGUCAGUGUGGAUGAACCCAGGAACAAGUGGCUGGAGUCAAAUCCCUGAACAGCAUCUCAACCAAAUCAAUACAUCCAGCCCAGCUUUCUCAAAGAGGUCCACUGUGGUAACGAACCAGGACACUCAGUGUGAAACAGCUUCAUCCUUACAAAUACCAGCAAUCACCUUUGACCUUGGAAAUGAAUGGGACAACUGGGGUGACUUUGAUGAUGAGAACUUGGUGCAUGCCAGUGAGACAGCGUUUGCCUCAUGCACAACUAAUGCUGGAAGUCAAAUCCAGCAGCCUGUUGAGUACAACGUGCCAGGGUUUGCUGUUACAUCAGAACCACUACUCUUCAGUCCCUCACAGGUCCAACCCUGCAUAACCACUACCAGUACACCACUGAGGGGAAUUUUACCAAAUACAAGUCCUGAAAUCAGAAAACCAGUAUCGUCACUGGUCACAGUCAGACCUCAGAAUAGCAUCACACUCGAUUGGAAUAAGAAGAGACCGAGCAUCUUCAGUGAAGAGAUCACAGUAAAAGCCUCGGAAAAUUUCCCAAAACAGACGCUCGUGGCACCAGCAACCAGAAGGUUUGAUUUCUUCUCAACAAUGAAAGAAUCGGCCGACUCCAGCUCAUGUGUCAGCAGAAGCAUCAACAGCAAAGAGGAGGAAGCUUUCCUUGGGAUAUUUGAUGGUAUAUUUUAGAAGUAGGGCAUGUCUAACUCUGAUAUAAAUAUG
Messenger RNA from Seriola aureovittata, 4850 nucleotides. It is a transcript of the gene hfm1, whose product is annotated as helicase for meiosis 1. Lineage: Eukaryota; Metazoa; Chordata; Actinopteri; Carangiformes; Carangidae. Gene Ontology annotation, molecular function: ATP binding; nucleic acid binding. Bases 150 to 4817 code for a protein of 1555 amino acids. The record is from RefSeq and is a predicted model, not a curated record. The transcript has 40 exons.